AUGUAGAAAGUAGAAUAAAAUACUAACUCUAAUGCAUAAAAAUCAGGAUAAAAUAUUAACUCCUAAUGCAAUAAUGAGAAUUCAAUUAAUUUACUCAUUUAACAAAACUGCAAUUAUUAAAUUAAUAGACAGAAAUUAACUUCUAAUUAAUAUAAACCUCAUAUAUUAAAUUGGAGUAUAUCUCCUUAAAGAAAAAGAUAUAGUAAUGAAUUAUAAAAUACUUAAAAAAUCUAUUUCCCUUUAUCAAAUACCUCACCUAGAAGAAUACUUAAUUCUAAUCGUUAAAAUAAAUUUGUUAAUUAAAAAUCUAAUAAUGAUUUUAGUCCAAAUAAUUACUCAUUUAAAUAUACUAAUUCAAAAAAUAUCUCUCCAUUAAGAAAUAAAAAUUAACCAUUCUCUCCAUAAGGUCAUAAGAGUUUUUUAUUAGAAAAACUUCAUUCUGGUAGCCCAAAGUUAAAUUUUUAUUUAUUAAAGUAAUAAUUAUAAAAUACUUAUACACCUUAAGAAGAUGAGAAAAAACAGUAGAAUACACCUAAAGAAGAUGAGAAAAAACUUUAGAAUACACCUAAAGAAGAUGAGAAAAAACAGUAGAAUUCGAAAGAAAAAUAAAUUAAUAAUAAUACUAUAAUAAGAGAUGAUAGAGAAAUUAAUUCUUAGAAUGAAAACAAUAUUUAAAAUAUUUAAGAUAUUUAAGAUAUUUAAGAUGACAAUCCUCCUAAGCCUUACGUUACUAUAAUACAAUAAAAUUAAGAUCGAAGAAUGAGAGUUUUCAAUUUUUUAAAAGAUUUAUAUAAUAAAACUUCAGGGCUGCGAAGAGUUGAAGAAUAAUAUAAAAUUUAUAUCAGAGAUAUAGAAGAUAAUAAGGCACUUAAAAAGAAUUAUGGUUUAAAAUUAUAAAACUUAGCAUUUGUCAGCUAAAUUUGUAAUGCAUUCAUACAAGUUAGAGGCGAUGGAAACUGCUUUUAUACAGCGUUUGGAUUCUAAUUUCUUUAUCAUUUGCUAUGUAAAUAUUCAGAUGAUCAAUUUAAAAAAUCUAUAUAAACUUUUUUAGAGAUGAAAUUAAGAUUUAAGAUUGUAUAUGAUGGAAAAUAAAUAGAUGAUUAGAAUGGAAUUGAAAAAGAUAUGUUAGAAGAAUUUAUUUAUAUAAUUGAGAUGUUGAGAUAAGUUGUAGAAAAAGAUAGAUUUAAUCAAUUAAAAUAAUAAUUUGCUGAAUAUGAAAUCAGUUAGAAUGGAGAUGCUUUCUUAUAUGGCUUAUAAACUAUCUUUUUAAGAAAUUUGAGUGCUUAUUAUUUAGAGGAAAGUGAAUUCAAGGAUGUAGUUUAUGAUAAAGAAAAUUUACUAAUUUGGGAAACUGAAUGCAACACAAAUGAAGUAAUCAUUAAAAUGCUGGCUUAAUAAUUAUAAUUGUAAGAUAUAUAAAAUUUAUAAUAGUCAUGUAAAGUUAUUAUUUAUGGACGAAUAAGUAAUAUUAAGAGAAUAUGAGUAAUAAAAUUAAAACUUAAUAAUUUUAUUAAUCAAACCUGGACAUUAUAAUAUAGGUUGGAAUAUCAAAAAUUGA
Molecule: messenger RNA, 1558 nt
Organism: Paramecium sonneborni
Lineage: Eukaryota; Ciliophora; Oligohymenophorea; Peniculida; Parameciidae
Source: the annotation of a GenBank genome assembly